Nymphaea colorata (pocket water lily) is the source of this 2177-nucleotide messenger RNA. Its product is annotated as protein NUCLEAR FUSION DEFECTIVE 4-like. Gene Ontology annotation, biological process: transmembrane transport. Lineage: Eukaryota; Viridiplantae; Streptophyta; Magnoliopsida; Nymphaeales; Nymphaeaceae. Gene Ontology annotation, molecular function: transmembrane transporter activity. The coding region runs from base 43 to 1968 and encodes 641 amino acids. The transcript is spliced from 2 exons. The record is from RefSeq and is a predicted model, not a curated record. Gene Ontology annotation, cellular component: membrane.
UCAACCACAUCCCUGCUUCCAUCUCUCCCUGUGUGAGUCCACAUGCUCCUCAAGUCAAAGUCAAUCACAUGUCUUAGAUUUUCAUCUUUGUUCCCUAUCUUUUCCUGCUUAUAUAAUAGCAACCCAAGAGUGCCAUGCCAUCAAAAGCAAGCUGAACAGGCAGUGGUUCAGAGAGAGAUGGUUGUUGCCGCCAUGUCUUCUUCGGCCGGUGAGGCUGCCAACUUGGUCCUGCAAGUGCUGCGCGGCCGGUGGUUCAUGAUUUUUGCGUCAUGCCUCAUGAUGUCUGCCGCCGGCGCCACUUACAUGUUCGGCAUCUACUCGCCGAGCAUCAAGUCGGCGCUCGGCUAUGACCAGCAGACUCUCAACACCCUGAGCUUCUUCAAGGACCUCGGCGCCAACGUCGGCGUCAUCUCCGGCCUCAUCGCCGAGGUCACUCCGCCGUGGUUCGUGCUGUUCCUCGGAGCUUCACUCAACUUCUGCGGCUACUUCAUGAUCUGGCUUGCCGUCACCAAACGCAUUGCCCAGCCCAAGUUGUGGCAGAUGUGCCUCUACAUAUGCAUCGGUGCCAAUUCCCAGACGUUCGUCAACACCGGAUCUCUGGUCACCUGUGUCAGGAGCUUCCCGGAGAGCCGAGGGAUCGUGCUCGGACUGCUCAAGGGCUUCACUGGUUUGAGUGGAGCCAUCUUCACCCAGCUUUAUUAUGCCAUCUAUGGGCAGAAUCCUGAGGGACUCAUUCUGCUCAUUGCUUGGCUUCCUUCUCUCAUCUCAUACGUCUUCCUUCCAUUCGUCCGAGUUUUGAGGAACAAGCAAGAGUUGAAAGCAUUUUACUCAAUCCUCUAUGUCACAAUCGCAUUGGCAGGUUACCUCAUGGUAGUCAUCAUCGUCCAACCGAGGGUCCACUUCACGGCCGCCGGUUACAAAACCAGUGCCGCCGUCGUCGUCACCUUGCUUCUUCUUCCCUUGGUCAUCAUCUUCCGUCAGGAGAUUCCCAAAUUGAAAAAGUCCCCAAUUCCUUCUUACAUACCCAGUGAGGCCAAAGAAGCAGAGAAGCAACAGGAAGCUCUGCCGGCUCCUCCUGCGUCGCCGUUGUCGCCACCUCCGGCGGCAAAUGGCAGUACUCCGGCAUCCACCGGGGCGGUCUCCUGCCUCAAGAAGAUGUUCAAGUCUCCCGACAGAGGGGAGGACUACACCAUCCUGCAGGCGCUAGUAAGCAUCGACAUGAUGGUUCUCUUCGUCGCAACCAUAUGUGGCAUAGGGGGCACCUUAACAGCCAUCGACAAUUUGGGCCAGAUCGGUCAGUCGCUCGGAUACCAAAAGCAGAGCAUCGGCACAUUCGUCUCUCUGAUCAGCAUUUGGAACUUCGCCGGUCGGGUUCUCGCCGGAUUCGUGUCGGAAAUUUUCCUGGCCAAGUACAAGUUCCCGCGUCCGCUGAUGCUCAGCUGUGUCCUGCUGUUAUCUUGUGCGGGACACCUGCUCAUCGCCUUCGCAAUCCCCGGAUCCCUAUACUUUGCCUCUAUAAUACUCGGCCUCUGUUUCGGGGCGCAAUGGCCGCUGCUCUUCGCCAUCAUCUCUGAGCUCUUUGGGCUCAAGUACUACUCCACCUUGUUCAACUUUGCAGCAGUGGCGUCCCCAAUAGGCUCCUAUAUUCUGAACGUGAGGGUGGCAGGCUACCUUUAUGACCAAGAAGGGCUGAAGCAGAGGGGCGGUUUGCCCACCCAUGGCGAGCUCACCUGCCUCGGCUCACACUGCUACCGGCUAUCCUUCAUCAUAAUUGCAGGAGCAACCUUUUUGGGCUUCUUGGUAUCUCUGAUUUUGGUUAUGAGGACCAGGAAGUUCUACAAAGGUGACAUCUAUGCCAAGUUCAGGCAGGCCAACAACAUGGAGAUGGCCGCACAAGAAGUGCCGGCCAGCGAGGUCACCGGUGGACAUGAUGCCCGGAACGGCUUGCCGGACUCGCGGAAGGGGUAGAUGUGUAAUCUUACACCAACAAAUUCUGAUGAAUCCGAUCGGUAGAGUACAAAAAUUUCUAGUCACAGCAAGAAGACAGAAGACGUUCACAUGUGUAACAAUAUGGGAAGGAAGAUUCUUGGGUAGUCCAAUACAGACACCAUGUAACAUACACAAGAUGAUGAAAUCAUUUACAUAUAAAAUAUAUGGUGAAACUGAUAAUUUAUUGA